AUGCCGCGCUUGCCCCGUGCACGCGACGCUGCGAGAUGCGGCGAGCUCAGCGGCGAUUUCGUCUCCGUCCCCGUGAAGGUAUUACAGGAAGUUCGGGCUGCCUGGCCGCCGCUACGCGUGGUGGCCCUGCGCGCAUGGGCUCGCGAAGGACGUCUCGUCUGGGCAGAUUGGUGGAAGGGCGGGGGGGCGGCGCGGGGCUUCCUGACCUUGUCCGCUCUCGCGGCGGCGCCCAGUGCCUGGCGCGAUUUCGCGGCGGAGCAGGGCGCCCGCGCCGAGUCAUGGGCCGCGGGCGACUCUGCAGACGCAGCGACAAAGGCGCACGCCGCGGCGGUGGGGCUCUUCCAGGGCCCGCAGUUCGAUCAGCUGGGGGCUUUGAAAAUGAAAUCUUUCGCUCGGCGAGGGGCGCAGUCGGGCGGGGGGCAGGCUCUGCGAAGCUUUGCCCAGACCCUCGCGGAGCCAGCCGCGCCGCCCGACCGCCCUCGCAUCGCGGCGCCCAGGCUCAUCUUCGAAAGGGAGCUGCGUCAUCGCGCCUGGCGGCCGCGUGCACGGGCGCGCGUCUACGACGGCCUCGCGUUCCACGUGCCAGGUGCAGCCGCGGCGGCGCUGAUGGGGGAGCUGACAGAGUUCGAUGUCCGCCCGGCUGCGCCCUCGUGGCGCGCGGCGGCGGCGGGCGCAGUGGUGGCGGGCGUGUCUGCGCGGUCCGCCACGGUGCCCUUCUUCACGACCGUCGGGGCGCCGGGGGGGGCCGCGGAGCUCAUGGCGCGCCUGCAGGCUGCGACGGGCGGGGCGGCCAGGCAGGAGCAGCAGGCGCCGACCGAGGCCGCGGCGCAGGGGCAGUUUUCUGUGGCGCGCUCUGCGCUCGGAGCGCGAGCGCAGCAGUUUCUGGGCGCCGCGGCCGAGAGGGUGGCGCUUGCGGGUGGGCGCGCGCUCGCGGCUGGCCUCCAGCAGGCCCGCCAGCGCGGGCGCCGUCUUCCUCCAGUGGUCGCGCGGCGGCGCAGGGAGCUAGACGCGGCCAGCGCGCUGCUCAGGCACCCGAACGACGAGAAGGGGGAGCGCACGACGGCUAGCGCUCGCCACACGGCGGGCGCGGCCUUGGACGCGGAGCUCGACGACCUCGACGUCUUCUUCGACGGGCUGCUGGAGGAGCUCGGGGUGCUCGGUGGCCCGUCCACCGAGCAGCCGAUGCGCGAGGAGGCGGCCCACGCGUCGCUGGGUACGAGGUUGGCGAACGAGGGCGUGGCCAAGGAGGAGGGCAAGGGCCACCAGGACAGGGCGGCGUCGCUGGACUGGGGGCGCGGAGUCGUUGGCGCCGAGAAGCUGCUGAGGUGCAAGGUGCUUGCGCCUUGGGGCCAGGGCGGCGCCCCCGUCAACGACAUAGCCCGCGAGUUCAAGGGCGCCAUGGGCGCGCCGCGGAGCUGCCCGACGCUGGCAGAGACCUCCGGCGCGCCGCCAGGCAUUCCAGAGUCCACUUCUGAGUGCGCGAUGAAGACCAAGUGCCGCGGCGACGACUGCCGCUGGCUCUGGCGCGGGCCGCGAUGCGAUCUGGCUGCGCGCGGGGGCUGCGGCGACGCUGAGGUGGGCAUGGCGAGCGGCGCGCUCCUGGGCGCAGCGAGAACUUCAUCGCGGCUAUCCCUGCUGGACGCCCUGGUUGCGCGGGUUCGGGAGCCCCCGCGCCUUGCAGUGAUUCGCGAGGGCGAGGGGGAUCGCGAAGUUGUCGACCGCUGGUUGGCCAUCCUUCAGGACAUCGCCAUUGGGCGCAUCCAGGGCGAGAUCUCGCUGCCAUCGCUGCAUGAUGACCGCGCGGAGAAGCGGGCCGAUGGGAAGAUGGGGGGAGCCGAGCCCCCCGCCAUGAAGAAGGCGAGCCCCGCGAAGUCCAUCAUCCAGGCAGACGAGGCGCACCGCGAGGUCGCGCGCCUGAUGCAGGGCAGGAAGGGCCAAGAGUUUCGACGUGGCCGGCCUUCGCAACGGCGCGACGUCGGCGACGGGUUCGCCGCGGGGGGGGGCGCGCUGGCGGCAGCGAAGCGCAUCCGCGCCAGCGAGUGCUGGUCGAUUCGCGUCUUGCGCUGCGAGGUGGUCGCGCAUGCCCGUGGAGAAACGGCGAAGGCGCGAGGCUACAGCGCCGGCGCUAUCGUGGACAGGCGGCCCGCGCUGAAGCGGCGGGUGAAGAAGCGCAACGGGGGCCAGCUGCCUCCCACCUCGGACAGGCGUGCGUGGGGCAGGUUUAUCACGGAGUUCCAGUAUCGGAAGGUCGCGCCCAAGGGGCGCGCGUUGAGCGGCGGCCGCGCGCACCCGGUGGCCAAGGAGGCAUUGAUGCAGCACGUGGCCGAAGUGUGCGCGCAGGGGAAGACGCGAGCUGACCUCGGCUUCGCGCCUGCGAUGCGCGCGGGCACUGCGCCUGCUAUCGGCCUCUGCUACGCGGCCCUGUUGGCCAUCGCGUGCCUUCCGCUGGACAGCCGAGGCCACGCCCUCGGGCGCGUGCGGCCGGUGGAGCCUGAGCCGUGCGAUGCCUGGGGGGCCUUCGAUCUCGGACGGCUGGGCGGCGCGCUCGGGGGCACCGUCGUGACGCUGCUGUUCGUGAAGCUGGGGGUUUCCGACCACGUGGCGCUAUCGGCUCCAGAGUGCGUCGGCGCCACGUCGGCCGGCGUCACGUACACCGAGAGGCAUGGCGUGGGCCGGGUGCGGCGUAGCGGCAGGUGGGAUGACGUGCCCUACGAUGUGGAUCCAGCUGGGGUGUAUCGGUUAUGGCAAGAACCAACGGCGGCAGCAGAACAUGUGUACCUUCGAAAUGCAGAACUGCUCGCUGAUCAUCGCUACCGCACUGUGGCGGCCAAGGUCGAGACGUCCAUGGAUCGGGCCGUGGCGGCUGACGCCUGGGUGCUGCCCGUGAUGCGCAGCGGAGCUCGCGGCGUGAUCACCUGGGCCGCGUUGUCCGCUCGUGUACGCGAGGAGGACUUCUGCAGAGGCUGGCUCGUGACAGGGGCUCACAGAUCGCUCUGGCGCAUCGAGGUCAUCAACAACGAGGGGAUGAAUGUCGAUGGCCAUGACGAUCGUUUUCGGGCCGUCGCGAAGCUGGAGUCGACGCAAUGGGGUGCGCGCGAGCACUUCCAAUGCAGGCAGUUCGUGCGCCUGGGGCUGAUCUCAGGUCAGUGCGACGAUGCCAACUUGCAGGCUUGCGAGGCGAUAUUCCGCCACAGGCAGACGAUUGAGUACUCGCACGUGGAAGAGGUGAGAGAGCGAAAAGGGGGGAACCAGAGCGGGAGGUUGUGGAUCGAUGAACAGACUCACCUUGCAGGCUCGGCUGGGAUCUCGUGCAGCUCUCGACGGCGUGCCCCGACUUGCUACAGUUCGCGAAGAAGGAAGUGGAGCAUGAGGCUGCCCUGGCGAAGAAUUUCCGUGAACCUCGCGCAGAGAAGGGGGCUCUCCAGUUGGGCGCGAAAGAUGGACAAGUCUGAGGGGGUAUGGAGCGCCCCCUCCGUGGCUCCCAGUCGGCCGCCGAUCGGGGUGCGCCUCCGCGCGGUCAAUUCGCGCGAUCUCCCCUUGGUCACGAUGAGCCCUCUCGACGCGCGGCUCGCAAUCCUCUACCUCUCUCACUUCCGCCGGUCGCUUCUGGUCGCGCUGCCGGUGGUGGAUGUCUGUCUCGCGGGUGCCGUCAGCGGGUUCAACAGCGUCAUGCUCUUCGACGUUCGGAGGGUUGUCGUGGAUCUAAAUUCGUUGCGUCUUUCUCCUGACGUUGCGCCGGGCGGAGAGGGUCAACUCAGUGGUGGGCAUCUGUCGCGGACGCAGCAUCGCAUCAUGGAUCACGCGCGCGGCUCAGUUGGAGCGCUUGGGGCUCCACCGGCAGGCGUCGACACCUCAGGAGCUCCGCGGAGGCUGCGAGCGCGCGGCUUCUACGGUUCCGACGAGGACGUGAAGCUGGGGAACGACAAUCCAGAGUUCUGCUCUCGCUGCCGUCCGCGGGUAGCCACGCGGCUCUUCUCGCAGACUUGCGAGGCGCAGGCGGGCGCAGGCGCGUCGCGGAGUUUGCGCGCGAUAGUGUGCCACCUGCAGGACCGGCGCUGGAGAGGUGCUUGGCAUCUCGAGUAUGUCGACAACGUCGUCGCUAUCUCGGCUGUCGCCUCCAAGGUGCACCGCCUCGCGCCGGCCGUCGUCGGGGGGGUCAGGGAGGCAGGGGGCCUCGCCGUGGCCCAGCGCGUCGACGAGCUCGCCAUCUGGGAGGGGAUCUCGCCGCUGCUGUGGCGCAACCUCAAGGCUGCCGCCGCUGCCGCCGUGUCCGACGACCCUGAGGUGCAGCGGCCGUCCGGGGUGCACGACAGUGGGCCCGGAGGUCUCUGGGGCAUCGGCGGGGGCCCGCCUCGCGCAGGUACUGCCGCUGACGUUCUGGGUUCCGGGCUCGGUGACGCUCGCGAGAAUGCGUUUCGUGAAGUGCCCCUGAAGCUGCUGCAGCGGGGCUGGAAGAUCGCGGGUCGCUACAGGUGGAAGUUCGAGGGGCCGAUGCCGAUUUUCGACGGGGGGCUCGCCGCCCCCUCGGCGCCGCAGCCGCUUGUCUCUCUCGAAGCCCCACGAGUUGGAGUGGCUUCGUUCGGCUGGGUAGGCCCCGUCCGCCCCGCGGCCGCGGCUGGCGGCGAUGCUGCUGCGGGCGACGCCCUCGUCCGGCUUCCCCUCGAGCGGGUUGGGUGGCCAGCGGCGAUGGGCAGCCGGGCCCGGGCGAUGGAGGCGGCGAGGCGGCGAGCCGCGGCGACUGCGGCCGACGGGAUGACGGUCUGUCAGACGCACUCGGCCCUCCCCGCUAUGUUGCGGCAUUGCCGAGGUGAUUUUGCUUCUUUCAAGCGCUGGCUGAAGCGGCAGGGCCGCCCCAUGCCGAAGGGCGAGGUCGACGCAGACCCGGUGCUGGCGCAGUUCUCGGACGAGAUGUACCUCGACGGGGCGCGUCUCAGCCCGGGGCAGCGCGUGCUCGCCGCGGCGCUGUGCCACCCGUCCUCUCUGAGCAAGGUGAUGCGCAUGAUCGCGAUGUGGAUGUGGCCGCACGGCCUCUGGGAGGAGGGGCUCGUGACGCGGCUGACGUUCGAGAUGUGCCGCCGCCCGAACGAGCCGUUCGCCCUCCGCGCGAAGGACCUGGUGCCCCCCGCGGCAGGGGCGCGGGCGGGCGGCAGCUGGUCGCUGACGCCGCAUGCCCGCGAGCGCGGGGUCGCCUCCAAGACCGAGGAGUUCGACCAGGCUCAGCUCCUGGACCUCGAGCGGCAGGCGGGCCUCGGGCCGGCCCUUGCCGCCCUGCUGGAGGCGCGCUUCGGUGCCCAGUGGCGGCUGUCGGUGCUGAAGCGGCCUGCGGGCUCUGCCUCGGCUCCUCCUCUGUUCGCGAUCAGCAGCGCGCAGGCGGGUCAGGCCGUCGAGAAGGCCGCGCAGGCGCUGGGGCUCCGGUUGCUGGGUCAGAUCCGCCACCGCGACCGCUGGCGCGCCCACAGCAGCCUCCGCCGGUGCGAGAAGGGCGCGCGGCUCGGCGAGGUGCUCGAGCGUCUGACGCCCCCUCUGCGUGCCCACGCGCUGCGCUGCGCCGACAUGCUCGCCGCGGUCGCGGCCGGGUGCUGUGGUGGGGCAUCUCGCUCGGUGAUGCUUAUGACCCGACUAGGCAAGAACCAGAACUUGCUGAUGGGCCGGCUGUCGGGCGGGCUCAUCAUCGGUUUCCACGUUGCGCUGCUGUGCCAGGCCUGCGCCUGCAUCCGCGAUCGAGCCCUGCCCUUGACCCCGCCGCCGCAGCCGGGGCUGCCCGUGCGCGCGGCGCCCGUGGCGCCCGUGGUCCGGCACGUGCAGACGCCUCCUCCCUCAGGGCUGCAGCCAGGGGCCCCCGCCGACGGGGCGCUGACGUCGGAGCUGACGUGCUGCGCGGGGUCCCCCGCGGCGCUGUCGACCACGCCCAAGGGCCCGUCGGCCAGCCCGGGCUCGCGCCACAUGGUUGUGGAGGUCGACGCGAUCGCGCGCAUCGUGCUACCGGAGCCCGACGGCAGAGCGGCGUGCGGGGCCCCCGCCCCAGGAGACGCCCCCGCUGCCGACAGGGCCGCUGGCCAGGCCCUCGCCGAGGCCUCCGCCGGCGUGGCCGACUUCGUGCCCCGGUACAACGUCUGCGUGAACCCGCUCUGCCGUCGGAAGUGGAAGCAGCUGACGCCGAAAGUGUUACCGCUGUUUUGUCCUCCAUGCAAGCGCAGCUUGGAGGACGGCAUCCCUGGCAGCAAGGACAUGCCCGAGGCGACCCUCACCGAGAGCAUGUGCGAGCGCUGGCGUGCCAUCUGCACGGAAUUGGCGCAGAUAUUGGGCGGCCAGGACUCCGCCGCGGCGAAGAGCGCGGACGCCGGCGGAGACGCCGGGCUGCGUCUCGCGGAGGGCCACAUCCCGGCCAGCUCGCUCGCCCUGUGGAGCAGCACAUUGUCGGCUUUCGCGGGCUGCUUCCCUGUCAGGCCGGACCCGGAGGACGUGCGCAACUGGAACUCCGUGCACAGCCGACGCAAGCAUUUCCGUGGAGUUAUUCAUAGAUGUCGGCGACGGUUCGUGUGCAUCUUGGAGGCGCAGGAGGAGCUGGAGGAGGACCUGCGCGUCUCGCGCCGGGCACUGCAGGGCGCGCGGGAGUACCCCGUGCUCGACUGGCACGAGGACCUCUCCGAGGGCCAGGAGGUGCUGUUCACCGCCUUCCCGAAUCCCUCCGUGAGAGAGCGGGACCGAGUCAGCCGGAUCGUGCGGCUGCUGAACGCCCCAGAGGGUGGCGCCGCGAGCGAGAACAAGCCCGCGGCCCUCGCCGGAGCAGGAGGGGCCCUGGGGGACUCGUUCAAGGACUCCUUCGCAGACCUGGUGGAGUGGUCCACCCAGCAGCCGUCGGAGGACGUCCCGGAGGCGGACUCCGCGGCCGCCGCCCGCCCGCUGGCGCCAGCGCCGUCGGCGCGUGCCGCGCCGGCGCAGGCGGAGCAGCGCGCGGCCGCGACGCCGCUGUCGCUGGAG
Prorocentrum cordatum is the source of this 6981-nucleotide messenger RNA. NCBI's taxonomy places the organism in Eukaryota, Dinophyceae, Prorocentrales, Prorocentraceae. The record is from the annotation of a GenBank genome assembly.